Messenger RNA from Didymosphaeria variabile, 642 nucleotides. RefSeq lists its product as uncharacterized. The transcript has 3 exons. The record is from RefSeq and is a predicted model, not a curated record. Lineage: Eukaryota; Fungi; Ascomycota; Dothideomycetes; Pleosporales; Didymosphaeriaceae. The coding region runs from base 1 to 642 and encodes 213 amino acids.
AUGGCACCGACCAAAAACCACGCGUUGAAGAAGAAGGCGCCGCCCAGCGAGUACGCGAAAGCGCUAGCGUCAGGCAACAUCCUUCAAUGCCUGCCGCUCGAGCUCAGACAAGAGGUGUUUGCUUUCGCAGCCUUACACUACAUACGCUUCGCUACGAAGGACGGCCGCAUCCAGGCCUCGGACAUCAGUGAGCGGGUACACGAGUGGCUGCCACCCAUGUGCCAUGUCAACGACGACUUCUUCCUUGAGAGCCUGCCAAUGUUCCUCCGCCACAUUGACAUAGUGGUGGGCGAGACAUACACCGCAUAUGGGCUUUUCUUCUUCCUGCAGGCGACUGGCAUGUUCAGUUACAUCUACUCGCUGCGUUACACAGACGCCGGGACCCUCGCACCCUCUUUCGCCGGUCCUCAGCUCCUCAAAGAGUGCAACAAUCUCCGUCACGUGGCGUUGUCCUUCAGGACCGAUGACUUUCCUUCAAUCAACCGGCACAAGAAGUGUAUGCAGCCGUUCUACUUCGAUAAGAAAGCUUUCCUAGAAGCCCAUUCUUUUCGCCAGCUUCUUACACUAAAGCACAUUGAGAAGGUCAGUCAGAUUGUGUUUCGCAAAUUUCCUUGUGGUCUCUCAUGCCGGAGAGUACAUUAG